AGACGCCAGCCAAAGUAGGCGGGGUUGCAGGAGGAGAGUCCGCUUUGCGCAAUCCAGUCCGGGACUUGGCUCCGCCCUGGAGCGGCGGCCUCUCCGGUGACAGAGGAGUAGUGAGCGGCACGGGGUGAGGCUGCAGCCAACUCCGCUCCCCGCGCACUCGGCUGCCCAGGCGCUCCGGACGCAGCAGCAGCGCUUCUCCGCGGGGCCGACCGCCCGCGAUGCCCGCUUAGGAGCGGCGGUAGCGGCCAGCACCGCCACACCCGCGGCGUAGCGCUCCCGGUCGUGGAGCGGGGCUAGAGCGCGCACCCCUGCCCCAGCCCCCACCCCGCCCCCCACCCUGAAAUGACUUGUUAAUCGGCGCAAACACCACCGAAGGGACUCGCCGGAGUGGAAUCCAAGUGGAAUUUGGAUUUGGAGAAGAGUUUCUUGAACAUUUCCUCCUUUCUUGUUGGUUUUCUUCUUUCUUUUUUCAUCUCCCCUUCUCCGCCUGUCAUUGGAAAUGAAUACGGCGCGUUUGCAUCCCAGAAAGUAGUCGCUGCGACUAUACCCCUACGGAGACAAGCACCCAUGUAGGAAUGACAAAGGCUUGCGAAGCAGAGAGCGCAGCUCGCGGCCCGGAGAGAUCCCCUCGAUAAUGGAUUACUAAAUGGGAUACACGCUGUACCAGUCCGCUCCGAGCCCCGGCCGCCUGCCCGUCGAUGCACCGAAAAGGGUGAAGUAGAGAAGUAAAGUCUCCCCGCUGAACUACUAUGAGGUCAGAAGCCUUGCUGCUAUAUUUCACACUGCUACAUUGUGCUGGGGCUGCUUUCCCAGAAGAUUCUGAGCCAAUCAGUAUUUCGCAUGGCAACUAUACAAAACAGUAUCCGGUGUUUGUGGGCCACAAGCCAGGACGGAACACCACGCAGAGGCACAGGCUGGACAUCCAAAUGAUUGUGAUCAUGAACAGAACCCUGUACAUUGCUGCCAGGGACCAUAUUUAUACUGUUGAUAUAGACACCUCACACACAGAAGAAAUUUAUUGUAGCAAAAAACUGACAUGGAAAUCUAGACAGGCUGAUGUAGACACAUGCAGAAUGAAGGGAAAACAUAAGGAUGAGUGUCACAACUUUAUUAAAGUUCUGCUGAAGAAAAAUGAUGAUACUUUGUUCGUCUGUGGAACUAAUGCCUUCAACCCUUCCUGCAGAAACUAUAAGAUGGAUACUUUGGAACCUGUGGGUGAUGAAUUUAGCGGAAUGGCCAGAUGCCCUUACGAUGCCAAACAUGCCAAUAUCGCACUGUUUGCAGAUGGAAAACUAUACUCUGCUACAGUGACAGACUUCCUUGCCAUUGAUGCAGUCAUCUACCGGAGUCUUGGAGAUAGCCCAACCCUACGGACCGUCAAGCAUGAUUCAAAAUGGUUAAAAGAACCGUAUUUUGUCCAAGCGGUAGAUUAUGGAGACUACAUCUACUUCUUCUUUAGGGAAAUAGCGGUGGAGUACAACAGCAUGGGAAAGGUAGUUUUCCCAAGGGUGGCUCAGGUUUGUAAGAAUGACAUGGGAGGGUCUCAGAGAGUCCUGGAGAAGCAGUGGACUUCUUUCCUGAAGGCUCGCCUCAAUUGCUCCGUUCCCGGGGACUCCCAUUUUUAUUUCAACAUCCUGCAGGCAGUUACCGACGUGAUUCGUAUUCAUGGCCGUGAUGUUGUCCUGGCAACCUUCUCCACACCUUAUAACAGCAUCCCUGGGUCUGCAGUGUGUGCCUAUGACAUGCAUGACAUCGCCAAUGUCUUUACUGGGAGAUUCAAAGAACAGAAGUCUCCAGAUUCCACAUGGACACCAGUUCCUGAUGAACGCGUGCCUAAGCCCAGGCCAGGCUGCUGCGCCGGCUCCUCCUCCUUAGAAAAAUACACCACCUCCAAUGAAUUUCCUGACGACACCUUGAAUUUCAUCAAAACGCACCCGCUUAUGGAUGAGGCCGUGCCGUCCAUCAUCAACAGGCCGUGGUUCCUGAGGACGAUGGUCAGAUACCGCCUGACCAAAAUUGCGGUGGACACCGCUGCUGGCCCAUAUCAGAACCACACUGUGGUUUUCCUGGGAUCCGAGAAGGGAAUCAUCUUGAAAUUCUUGGCCAGGACAGGAAACAGUGGUUUCCUAAAUGACAGCCUUUUCCUGGAGGAGAUGAGCGUUUACAAUCCUGAAAAGUGCAGCUAUGACGGAGUAGAAGACAAGAGGAUCAUGGGCAUGCAGCUGGACAAAGCCAGCAGCUCUCUGUAUGUUGCAUUCUCCACUUGUGUGAUCAAGGUUCCCCUUGGCCGGUGUGAGCGGCAUGGCAAGUGUAAAAAAACCUGUAUUGCUUCCAGAGACCCCUACUGUGGGUGGGUAAAGGAAGCAGGUGCAUGUGCUCAUCUGUCGCCCAGCAGCAGACUGACUUUUGAACAGGACAUAGAGCGUGGCAAUACCGAUGGCCUGGGGGAUUGUCACAAUUCCUUCGUGGCACUGAAUGACAUUUCAACUCCUCUACCAGAUCAUGAAAUGUCUUACAACACAGUAUAUGGGCACUCCAGUUCCCUCUUGCCCAGCACCACCACGUCCGAUUCGGCAGCUCAAGAGGGAUAUGAGUCUAGGGGAGGAAUGAUGGACUGGAAGGAGUCACGCGACAGCACAGACUCUUUGGGGGCAGUGUCUUCCCAUAAUCACCAGGACAAGAAGGGAGUGAUUCGGGAGAGCUAUCUCAAAGGCCACGACCAGCUCGUUCCUGUCACGCUCCUGGCCAUCGCGGUCAUUCUGGCUUUUGUCAUGGGGGCCGUGUUCUCGGGCAUCAUCGUCUACUGCGUCUGCGAUCACCGGCGCAAAGAUGUGUCCUCCGUGCAGCGCAAGGAGAAGGAGCUCACCCACUCGCGCCGCGGCUCCAUGAGCAGCGUCACCAAGCUAAGCGGCCUCUUCGGGGACACCCAGUCCAAAGACCCCAAGCCAGAGGCCAUCCUCACGCCACUCAUGCACAACGGCAAGCUCGCCACUCCCAGCAACACCGCCAAGAUGCUCAUCAAGGCCGAUCAGCACCACCUGGACCUGGCCGCCCUGCCCACCCCGGAGUCCACGCCGACGCUGCAGCAGAAACGCAAGCCCAGCCGCGGCAGCCGCGAGUGGGAACGGAAUCAGAACCUCAUCAACGCCUGCACCAAGGACAUGCCCCCCAUGGGCUCCCCGGUGAUCCCCACGGACCUGCCCCUGCGGGCCUCCCCCAGCCACAUCCCCAGCGUGGUCGUGCUGCCCACCACGCGGCAGAGCUACCAGCACGAGUACGUGGACCAGCCCAAAAUGAGCGAGGUGGCGCCGAUGGCGCUGGAGGACCAGGCGGCCACCCUGGAGUAUAAGACCAUCAAGGAACAUCUCAGCAGCAAGAGUCCCAACCACGGGGUGAACCUGGUGGAGAACCUGGACAGCCUGCCCCCCAAAGUCCCCCAGCGGGAGGCCUCCCUGGGCCCUCCCGGGGCCUCCCUGUCGCAGAACGGCCUGAGCAAGCGGCUGGAGAUGCGCCCCUCCUCGUCCUACGGGCUGGACUAUAAGAGGAGCUACCCCACGAACUCGCUCACCAGAAGCCAUCAGGCCGCCACCCUCAAAAGAAACAAUACUAACUCCUCCAAUUCCUCCCACCUCUCCAGGAACCAGAGCUUUGGCCGGGGAGACAACCCGCCCCCCGCCCCACAGAGGGUGGACUCCAUCCAAGCGCACAGCUCGCCGCAGCCCUCAGGCCAGGCCGUGACUGUGUCGAGGCAGCCCAGCCUCAACAGCGCCUACAACUCACUGACCCGGGCGGGGCUGAAGCGCACGCCCUCGCUAAAGCCGGACGUGCCCCCCAAACCCUCCUUUGCCCCUCUUUCCACAUCCAUGAAGCCCAACGACGCGUGUACAUAAUCCCCGGGGUGGGGAGGGGGCAGGUGUCGAACCAGCAGGAAAAGGCGAGGCGCCCGCCCGCUCAGCUCGGCAAGGUUCUCCAUGGCUGAGUACCCACCCGACCAAGACGGCCGCGGCGGCGCCCGGGACUCUGAGUCCCUCCCCGGGACGCAGCGGGGGGCAGGGACUGUCGACUAUUGGGCCGUGCGGUUCGGUGAAGGUUCGCGACGCGGGACUCACCUCCAUUUCUCUUCCUCCACUCUACCCCCACGCCCUGCAACAGGUUGGACUCACGGAAGACUGCAAUCAGCAUCACAAACAUGAGCCAAAAGCACACACACCCACCCCUCCACCCACGCCCACCGUGUGCGUCUGCACGCCCGCGUGCACACACGCGCGCACACACACAGACACACACACACGUGGAUAGCAACGGCAACAUCGUGUCCAUGAUUGCACGGGGCGCUGCCCAAGUGGGCUAGCGUUCCCACCUGCAAAACAGUUUUUUUAAAAAUGAGAAUUAAAAAGACAAAAAAAAAAUUCAUUGAUAAUUCUAACUCAGACUUUAACAAUGGCGGAAGUUUACUAUGCUCAGAUACUGUGAAAUGCCCACCAGUUACAGCUUUCUGUUAUAACAGAUGAAUGCCAUGCUGGGCAACUAUGUCAUAGAUUUCUGCUCCUCUCUUUUAAUGAAAUAACGUGACCGUUAACGCAAGUAACUCUUUAUUUAUUGUUCACAUUUUUUUUCCUUAAGGAAAGGACUCUUCCACAUACCAUCCUCUGAACAGCUCUUCAGAAAGCCCCCUUGAUAGUUAAAACUAUUUAACGUGAAAUCCAUUAACUGGAAUAAUUGAGUUUCUUUAUUUUUACAAUAAAUUCACUGAGUAAAUAAGUCGGAGCUGGAAUUCUGAGCUUUGUGUUUGGACUGUCUGAUCUCUAGCUAAAGAAAAAAACUUAAGAGGGGAAUAUUUAUUUAAAUCUACCAGCUUAAUUUUCUGGUCAGGUCCCUGGCCUAUAACAUGCAAAAGAAUAAUUUGUUUAAAAGUCCUUCCAGAUCCUAACUUCUAAAGCAACCAGGAGAGGAACUUUGAGAAUGGCACCUCGUGUCCCAUUGCUGCCAACAUAGCUUUGUCAAGGGUUCCUACUUUCUGUGAAGGCACCAGCUUGUGAAACACCAUCUCAUUUCACCUUGCAUGUGAGACAGCAAACAAAAUCUACCAAUGGUGUGAACUAAUUAAUAUGCUGGCUGCUACCUUGCAUAAAUUAAUGGUUUGAUCACACAGGUUUUUCGUGGGGUUACAUCUGUGAAUAGCCUGUUUUCCACAUGUAAAUUUGUGCCUUACACCCUGAGUUGUGUACACUUGUAAACUGUCAUUAUGAUAAUCUUUUCCCCCUUUUGAAAUAAAUGCAGAUAUUUAUUUGAGCCUCCCUCCCCCCACCCCCAUUGCAGUCCUCUGGAAGAUUAGCAUCCAGCUGAGGGAAGGAGGAUGCAGUAGUGAUGCUUAUAGGAGAGCCGGGCAGCACCGCAGCCCGAUUCACACUUCCAUCCAGUGGUGCCAACUCCAACCACCCUUUGGCCAUGCUGCCAAGCAUGGAUCCCAGUGUUGUGGGUGGCAAAGUCCCCUUUCUCCCUCCAGAGCUCCCUGCUUCCCUUGUAUUCUCAGAUCAUUUCAACAUGAUGAUGUCCUCAUUAGCCAGCAGAAAAGGGACUAACGUCCCAGUCCUCAUUUCUGCUGUGUCCACUGCCAGAACACGCUGUGUGAGGUUGGGCAGGCACCUGGGGGUAGUCUCCAAGCCAUGUGCUAGGCACACACGUGCAAUGCACACAAAGAAAUAAUAUGGAAAUAGAUGCAGGCAGGCUGGUCCCUGCUGUGAUUAAUGAGUAACUCCAAGAAUAAGGCCAACCGCAAUGGAUGCUGCAAAAACGUUGACUGGGGCAAAAGGUUUUUAAUUUUUUUUUUUAUUUCUUUAUCCUUUUGUGGCUGUUGUUUGUAGGGGGAGGGGGUGGGGUGUGUGUUUUUCCCCUUGGUUUUCAUUAGCUCAAGCACACACAAGGGACUUUUGUUUACUCUAUUGCAAAGAAUUGUCAACAUACUGUAAACUGUGAGCAUUGUUGUUGGUUGUUAUUGUUUUUUUAAACUGCUAAACAGUAUAUCUGGUGGUCUCUUUGUCUCGUUUUCAUUUCCAGUUUGAUCUCUGGGUUUAGUUUUGUCUUAAAAAGAAAACUUCUGAAAAAGACAAUCAGGAAUAACUUUGAAUUGGCUAGUGAAGAGUGGUACCUCCAUAAUCAGAGUGAGACCCAGGUUUGUAGCCAGAACACAUGAACGACCUUUUUAUUCCAGACACCCCUUCAGUUUUGCUCUUGUUUGGGAUAGGUUUUUGUUGUUCUUGUGUCGUUAUGCUUUUGUUUUGUUUUGUUAAUGGAAUCCGUAUUCACACCCUGUGAACUCUCUGCCCUGAAACCACGAAACUUCACUGCAAAGAGAGAGAUUGUCUCUUUCUGUCUACUUUCUUUAGAAAUGGGGAACUUAGGAAGAUGAUGGGUAUAGAUCACCCUGCUGCCUUCUUCCCCAAGCUUCACUCCCACUAGAAAUGAGGUGCCGCACCCACCCGCUCUGUCUGGUCCCCAUGUGCGGGCAUCAAUGCAUCAGCUGUGUUACGGAGACCUGUGUCUGCCUCCCACAACCCAUCACUCAUGGUGUUAACCCUAAAAUGCCCACAGGUAUUGAGGUGGUCUUCUGCAUUGAAGUAUUUUUCCUGUUUUCUUUUGUUCCCCACAGCGUGUGGGGGGAGGGUCCCUAAACCUGAGUGUGCCUUUGCUCUCCACCCUUGCUAGACACUGGUAGAUGCAACCAACUCAGAUUUAUAUUUGUUGUAAAGUUGUAAAAAUAUUGUGAUGUCACCAAUUUUCCUUCCAUCUACACAUCCCCUAACAUCUGAUUCAUGACUUAAUGUAUGUUGUAAAAAAGAAAAAAGAAUAGAAAAAAAAGGGAAAAAAGACAAAAAAGGCAAGGAAAAGGCUCUUUAUUACUUAAAAGUAAUAAAACAAGACUGUUCUGCAUU
Molecule: messenger RNA, 6932 nt
Organism: Odocoileus virginianus texanus
Lineage: Eukaryota; Metazoa; Chordata; Mammalia; Artiodactyla; Cervidae
Gene: SEMA6A
Product: semaphorin 6A
Biological process (GO): positive regulation of neuron migration; negative regulation of axon extension involved in axon guidance; semaphorin-plexin signaling pathway
Cellular component (GO): plasma membrane
Molecular function (GO): chemorepellent activity; semaphorin receptor binding
Source: RefSeq, a predicted model, not a curated record